Molecule: messenger RNA, 1081 nt
Organism: Cynara cardunculus var. scolymus (artichoke)
Lineage: Eukaryota; Viridiplantae; Streptophyta; Magnoliopsida; Asterales; Asteraceae
Exons: 3
Coding region: 1-930 (309 amino acids)
Source: RefSeq, a predicted model, not a curated record
AUGGGUCUGGGACUGGUCACAACCCUGCUCAUUGUCGGUGCAGCCAUUGGUGGAGCCAAUGGAGAUGCCAUGGUCAGUGGCUCAGUCUUUUGUGACCAAUGUAAAGAUGGCCAAGUUACCCUCUUUGAUUACCCUCUAACUGGAUUAAAAGUAUCAAUGGCUUGCCCGGGGCAGAGCGGGCAACCGACGGUAAUAGGCGAAGUAACGACAAAUUGGUUAGGGGGCUACGUGAUGCGAUUUGAAGGCGCACCGGAUAUGGGUGGCUGCCGGGCACAGGUUUCCGGCAGCGGUCAAGGAUGUGGGGCAGUUGCCGGUCCUUCUCGGGGACUGAAUCUGGUGUUUCAAAUGUUUGAUACCGAGAUUUAUACGGUUGAUCCUUUGAUUUCCCAGCCUGCCCAACCAAUGUCCUUCUGCCCGCGGUCAUCUUCCCCUCUGCCCAAACCCGUGACGCCGGCAUUGCCUCCUCCGGCCAAACUUCCGCCUACCCCUCGUCCACCGCAACUGCCACCGUUGCCGCGACUGCCGCCCACACCAUCGGUGCCGUUCUUGGAAGCUUCAGCUUGUCCAUACCACAUGUGGACGAUGCCGGAGCACGAGUGCUAUUGGCGGGUGCUAUCUCCGGACCUAAAAGUGGCGGUGGUGUUCGGACCACUGGCGGGGAGGAAAUACGGCACAGAUCUUACGCUACGAGGAAGCAUGACGGGCCGAGCGGAUCCUUACAAGACGCUUUUACGGGAAGCCACAACUGCGCUCCUCAAUUCUUACAACAGUAUCGAGUUCCCGUACCAUCCUCUCGACGUUGUCCAACGCUUAAACUAUGCACUGAUCGGAGGAUCCACACGACAAGUUCUCAUGACCGCCCUUCGGUUCCUUAAGGCAAAUUCAGGACAACCCGGAAAUAUCACUUGCAAAUUCACAACUUGCAAGUAAAAGCUCGAUCAUUCUUGUGUUUUUACGUUCAAAAAAGAUAUAUAUAUUUUGACUUUUUAAAGUCAAAACCGAUUACCGUUCGAAAUAGUUUUAAAGCAUAUGAUCUACUUAAGAUCACGGAGAUUAUUUAUUACGAUCAACGUUGUAUUUG